AUGUCCACCACGCCGGUGGAUUUCAUGGCGCAGGGAACCUACCUCGCCGCCCCCGAGCCCUUCUCCCCCUCCAUCUUCCUCGACCUGCCCCCGACGCCGCGCCCCGAUGCCGACGACCCGGCCUCCUCCGACGACCUCGUCCUCCCCUUCAUCUCGCAGAUGCUCAUGGAGCAGGACAUCGACGACCAGUUCUUCUACCAGUUCCCCGACCACCCCGCGCUCCUCAACACCCAGCAGCCGUACUCCCAGAUCCUCUCCGACACCACCGCAUCCGACUCCGCCGCCGCCGCCGCCACCACCACCACCACCACCUCAGGGACCGGCGGCAGCUCUACUGUCUCCCCUUCCUCCUCCUUCGCCCCCGCAUCCGCUGAUCCCACCUCGCCCUACGACUCAUUCGAACUCUCCCAGCUGCUGGGCUCCCCUCCGUACCCCGACAUGGGGGCGGUGCUCGACGACUUCACCGCCGACGAACUCAACGCCCUCUUCUUGCCGGGACAAGAUGGCGGCACCGUCGGGUUCCAGCAGAGUCCGGCGUUCUUGGAUACCGGCGGCGGCGGCGGCGGAGGCCAACGGCUGAUAGCUUCCCUCGUCCCUCAGAACGCCGACGGUGGCGGAGCCCAACGGCAGCGCGCUUCCCUCGCCGCCCAGGACGCCGGUGGCGGCGCGGGCAUCCAGAGGUCGGCAGUCUUGAAUGGCGCAGAGGAGGAGACGAAGACAGAGGCCACCACCUUGCCCGCUGGCGAUGGUGACCACGCCGCGCUGGCCUCGGCCUUCUUCGGUGUCCAGAAUGGGGAAAACAUGGACUUGCUGAACAUGGCAUUCCUCAAAGGCAUGGAAGAGGCCAAGAAGUUCCUGCCUGCCAACAACAGCCUUCUCAUCGACCUCGAGGACACCCUGGGGCAUUCCGAGGCUUUGCCUACUGGCAGCAAGCCAGCUACUGGCUUUGCUGCUGGCCAAGUGAAGGAGGAGGCGGUGGUGGAUGGGAUGUUACUGUUUGGGGGAAGCAGAAGCAGUAAUGGAAGGGGCCGCAAGAACCGCCACACCGAAGAGGACUUGGAGACAGAGACAGGUAGAAACACCAAGGUGAUGAUGCCGGAACAGGAAGAAGCCGGCGCUAGUGAGCUGUACAAUGAAAUAAUGACCAGCGGCCAUGAGGGAUUCUUGAAGCGCAUGCAGGAUCUGCGCAUCGCCAUGGAUAGCGAGUCUGAGAAGAGUGCCACGAGGGUGAGCGGGAAGGGGGCACGGGGGAGGCAGCGGGGGAAUGAGGUUAUCGACCUGCGCACCAUGCUUAUCCACUGUGCACAGUCGGUAGUCACAGGUGAUCGCCGAAGUGCGAUUGAGGUGCUGAGGCAGAUCAAGCAGCACUCCUCGCUCAGAGGGGACGCCACGCAGAGGUUGGCCCAUUGUUUUGCUGAGGGACUGGAGGCACGACUCGCAGGCACAGGGAGCCAGGUGUACCAGUCGCUCAUGGCACAACGCACCUCUGUCGUGGAUUAUCUCAAGGCAUACAAGCUGUUCAUGGCAGCCUCUUGUUUGAAGAAAGUGAAAUUCAUGUUCUCCAACAUGACAAUUUGUCAUACUGUGGCAGGGAGGAGCAAGUUACACAUUGUGGAGUAUGGUGUGCAGCAUGGAUUCCAGUAUCCUGGUUUGCUCCAUUUACUGGCAAAGAGGGAAGGUGGACCUCCAGAGGUGAGGUUCACCGCAAUUGCCGUCCCACAGCCUGGGUUCCGCCCAGCCCACCAGAUUGAGGAAACAGGCCGCCGCCUCAGCAACUGUGCCCGUGAGGUUGGCGUGCCAUUCAAGUUCCACGGCAUCGCAGCAAAGUGGGAGACUGUCCGUGCAAAGGACCUCAAUAUUAAUCCUGAUGAGGUGCUUGUUGUCAACAGCGAAUGCUUUAUCGGUCACUUGAUGGACGAGUGUGUUUUGGUGGACAACCCAUGCCCUAGGGAUAUGGUCCUCAACAACAUCCGGGAGAUGCAGCCCGAUGUUUUCAUCCAUUCUGUGGUAAAUGGAACAUAUGGUGUCCCGUUCUUUUUGACACGGUUCCGGGAGGCACUCUUCUUCUACUCAGCGCUAUUUGACAUGAUUGAUGCGACCAUCCCCAGGGACAAUGAUGAACGGCUGCUGAUUGAGCGGGAUAUGUUGGGGAGGUCUGCCCUGAAUGUGAUUGCUUGUGAGGGUGCAGACCGGGUGGAACGUCCUGAGACUUAUAGGCAAUGGCAGGUGCGAAACCACCGGGCUGGGCUGAGGCAGCUACCAUUGAAUCCAGAGGUUAUCAAGGUUGCCAGUGACAAGGUCAAGAACUUUUAUCACAGAGACUUUCUCAUCGAUGUGGAUAACCUUUGGUUGCUUCUGGGAUGGAAGGGGCGGGUGCUCCAUGCCAUGUCAACAUGGGUUGCUGAGGAUAAUAAGCACGUCUUUUAG
This is a messenger RNA of Miscanthus lutarioriparius, 2427 nucleotides long. Lineage: Eukaryota; Viridiplantae; Streptophyta; Magnoliopsida; Poales; Poaceae. The record is from the annotation of a GenBank genome assembly.